GACCGCGUCCAAGCGAGAUGCACAGAAUAAGGAGAUGCUGAAUACACAAAAUUGAUUACUCAGCACGGACACAAAAUUUAUCGCCGGUUAUUCCUGUCAACCACUUAACACAAAUCGGAUCUAUAUAUGUUCUGACAUAUGUUCUGACAAUUAAUCGUGCAGUAUCGUGUACUCUCAGUGCUCAUACGUGAAAUUUAAAAAAGUUGUGGUGGUGUAGUCUCAUUGUUGGUCUGAGUUUUUCGAGAGAGGUGUUGUAGAAGUGUGAAGAGAUGGCAGGUGACGAAUCAAAGGAGUCUAAGGAGAUGAAAAGCGCAGAUAGGAGAGUUGGGGUGGCGGUGGAUUUUUCGAAGGGCAGCAUGAAGGCGGUGCAAUGGCUGGUGGACAAUAUUGCUAGGAAGGGGGAUUACAUUAUACUGCUCAACAUUCGCCCUCCGGGUAAAUAUGAAGAUAACCAGAUGCAGCUCUGGAAAGCCUCGGGUUCUCCUUUGAUUCCUUCAAAAGACAUGUCAGACCCGGAUCUUAUGAAGAAAUACGGGGUGAAGCCUGAUGCAGAGACGCUGGAUAUAGUCAUGAAAGCCGCUAGUCAGAAAGAGUUUAUGGUAUUGAUGAAGAUCUACUGGGGAGACGCCAGGGAGAAGCUAUGCGAUGCUGUGGAUGAUAUUCCCCUCGACUGCCUUGUCAUUGGAAACAGAGGGUUCGGAAAAAUUAAAAGGUCUAAUUCUUCCAAAUUCAUUUAUCUUACAAAAAUUUGGCCGCGGGCGAUAAUGGGAAGUGUGAGCAACCAUGUGGUGAAUAGUGCUCAUUGCCCUGUGACUGUGGUGAAAGAGCAGCGUGAGUGA
Messenger RNA from Daucus carota subsp. sativus, 839 nucleotides. RefSeq names its product universal stress protein PHOS32. Bases 270 to 839 code for a protein of 189 amino acids. The record is from RefSeq and is a predicted model, not a curated record. NCBI's taxonomy places the organism in Eukaryota, Viridiplantae, Streptophyta, Magnoliopsida, Apiales, Apiaceae. The transcript is spliced from 4 exons.